Molecule: messenger RNA, 211 nt
Organism: Dentiscutata heterogama
Lineage: Eukaryota; Fungi; Glomeromycota; Glomeromycetes; Diversisporales; Gigasporaceae
Source: the annotation of a GenBank genome assembly
AUGAAAAUUGGACCACAAAUUGCUUGUCAAAAAAAGGGGGAUACUACUCCAUGGGGGUGCUGUAUGCAGCGCUGUACGGUAAGAUGUGUUGAUAUUGCUCAUAUUAGAUAUUUUUCGAGCUUAAGUUUUGGUUUGAUUGACCGAUUAUCACGGGAAUGCCAAAUUUUUGCGCCAUCAUUAUGCUAUUCAUUUUUCACUGUCCCUGGUAGUG